AUGAAAAAGAAUAUUAUACUGUCAAUUAUUGUCAGACGCGUUUAUAGAACUAGUGAAGGAGGCGGUCACAGGAUGAGGAACGCGGAUACAGAAAAAACUGAAAAAAAGUCAUAAAUCAUAAAUGCAAGUAGUUUUUUACAAGUCAAUUAUUUGAAGUUUCAACACCUUCGACGUAGUUGCCUCCUUAUUUAGAAGAUGCUUUCUAUACAUUUCCCACAAUUUCUCCAUUUCUAAACAGUGUCAUUAGUCUUCUUUAGUAAAUAUGUAUUGCAAGCAAAUCCAAAGCAGCUCUUCAUCUCAAACUAUAUGGAAAUAUGACGUGUUUCUAAGUUUUAGAGGUGAAGACACUAGAAACAACUUCACUGAUCAUCUUUUUGGCGCUCUUUAUGAAAAAGGCUUUGUUAUAUUCAAGGAUGACAUAAAGCUCACAAAAGGAGGAGAUAUAUUCACUGAGCUUCUACAAGCAAUUGAAGAAUCCCAAAUUUUGAUUGUGGUCUUCUCAAAAAAUUAUGCUUCUUCCAAAUGGUGCUUGCAAGAACUUGCAAAGAUUGCUGAUUGCAUUAACGUACAAGGACAAAAAGUUCUGCCUAUUUUCUAUGAUGUGAAUCCAUCUGAUGUGAGAAGACAAAGUGGAAAUUAUGAAAAAGCCUUCGCGAAGCAUGAAGAAAGAUUCAAAGAUCAUAUAGAGAUGAUUCAAACAUGGAGGGAAGCUCUAUCACAAGUAGCUAGUCUCUCUGGUUGGGAUAUCAGCAAUAAGGAUGCUUACAAAUCCUUUGAUAUUGAUAGCAUUUGCACUAUUGUGGAGAAAUUUUAUCCUAUGGAUUUUAGUGAGCAGGAGAAGAUUAAUUUGAGAUUUCAACUUCAACAUUUCAUCACUGAUGCUCGUCAAGAAUCAAAUUUGAAGAACUUGUCAACUAUUCAAGAAUUGUGUUCAUGUUUGGCAGCAACAAAAAAAUCAGAAGUUUAUUACUUGUUUGAUAGAUUGUUUCGUCUUAUCAUGACUCUUCCAGUUUCUACAGCUACAUCUGAAAGGUCUUUUUCAGCAAUGAAAAUCAUCAAGACUAGGUUGAGAAACAAGAUGGAAGCUGAUUAUCUAGCCGACAGCAUGAUAGUUCACAUUGAAAGGGAUAUUGCAACAAGUUUUAGCUCCGAUUCACUUAUUGAUGAUUUCAAGUCACUAAAAGAGCGCAGAGCGGCACUAUAAUUGAAGGAGAUAUAUAUUAUAAGGUCGCAUGCUUCAACGAAUAUGUCUAAGCCUUAUAAGGAAAAAGAAGUUUACGCAAGAUAUGACCGCAUCGUCCAGUAAACAAGGAAGACACUUGUUCUGUAUCGUUUUAUGCCACGUCAUACCUCAGAAUUUCAGAAGAAGCCUUUGAGCGGGAAAGUCAAAAUUGUAUCUCAACUAUUUGCCCCAUGCUUUAGUCAGAAGGAAACUAAUCUGGUCACGUGCAAACUGAUUUACCUUUGAAGAGAGAAGUCUCGAUGACCAAUGAAGAGGAAAAAGGACAACACGUCAACAUCACUUUUCCAAAAUGUCUCUCUUCUGCAAAGUAGCCCAAAGCUAUCACCACCUACUAGCUGACAAAGUACACCUUUUUGGCUAAAGGAUAGUUUUGAACAGCUGCAUGCAUUUAAUGAAGCUACCAACCGGAGAUCUGAAUCAAUGGUUAGAUGACACUCACAACGGCUACAAACAACGGCCAGAUUUUGUGUCUCAACGGCUACACAACUAGCAAGAUCAUAUAUAAAGGACAUAUCUGAAGAUUGAAGAAGACAAGAAGAGAAAAAUUUAUUGCAAGAAAAGAAAGAACUCAGAGCAGUUAUUCAAAACAUUCUUCAAAGCAUUAAAAGCUCACAGCAGAUUUCCUAAGAGUCAAAUCUGAUCUCAUACCUCUGCUAAAUCAAGAGAGAAUACCAAACCUUAAAAGAGUCAAACCUCUUCUCUUACUUCUCUCUUAGAUUCUGAACUCCUGUGUGUUCCAACGUCCUUUCAGAACCCAAAACACUUGAGAGUUCUAGUGCCAUAAAUUGUCUACACCAACUCUUUUGAGAAGAGAUUUCUUGUAGAGCCAAACAAUCUUGUUGAUUGUAGGAGGAGUCCUGUACAAUACUUGGAGAAGUCCGUGAUAAUACUAGGAGGAGUCCUGUACAAUACUUGGAGAAGUCCGUGAUAAUACUUGGAGAAGUCCUGUCUAAUACUUGUAUUGGAGAAGUCCUUGAUACUUGCUAGUGAAAAUCUUGGUGGUUGCCAAGUACUGGACGUAGCCCAAUCGUUUAGGGUGAACCAGUAUAAAUUCCUGUGUGCUGAUCGUUCUGCUUUAUUUACUUACUUCCGCUGCACUAAACAGUUUUUGAAAAGUCACCAGAACAAUUUUCUUAAGAACUUAUCUCCUUUUCAUAAACUAAAGUUUUAACAAGUAAUUUUUAAGAACACAAUUCAAACCCCCCUUUCUUGUGUUACUUAUUUACAUAUCAAUUGGCAUCAGAGCUUAGGCUCUAGAACUAACAUCUUAACAGGUGUAGAGUAAAGAUCCA
This is a messenger RNA of Lotus japonicus, 2535 nucleotides long. RefSeq names its product TMV resistance protein N-like. The transcript has 3 exons. Gene Ontology annotation, biological process: signal transduction. Gene Ontology annotation, molecular function: protein dimerization activity. The record is from RefSeq and is a predicted model, not a curated record. NCBI's taxonomy places the organism in Eukaryota, Viridiplantae, Streptophyta, Magnoliopsida, Fabales, Fabaceae. The coding region runs from base 263 to 1204 and encodes 313 amino acids.